This is a messenger RNA of Rotaria sordida, 1206 nucleotides long. The record is from the annotation of a GenBank genome assembly. NCBI's taxonomy places the organism in Eukaryota, Metazoa, Rotifera, Eurotatoria, Philodinida, Philodinidae.
AUGGACAAUAUUGGACAACAACAUGAUAUUUUGAGACGAGACAUUGAUCAGGACAAUAUUAACAAAACAUUCUUUGAACAAAUCGAUGGAUGGGAAAAAGAAUCUAUUGAAAAUAUUCGAUCUGCUGCUGAAACAGUUCGAAUUGAUUUAAAACAAUUAACUGAAGAAUCAAAGAAACGAUUAAAUAAUUUAAUGAAUAAAUUAUCAGAUGAACUUCGUUCAAAUCAAGAAAGUGAUGACUAUAAAGAAGAUGAUCUUGAUCGGUGGUCAUCCGAAAUUAUGACUACAGAAUCGGCUCGAUUAGCAUCUGCAUAUGGCUGUUGGAGUCGUGGAAAAUUAGUAACAAAAGGUAUAUAUUCCACGGAAUAUGAAAAAUUAGAAACACUACCGAAUGAUGAAUCGAAAAAACUUGAUAUAAAACCAUCUGAAUCUGUUGUUCCCAAAGAAUCAUCUCCUUUUCCAAAAGAAUGUCAAGGCACUUGUUCAAUAUGUAAUGAUGAUAAUCUUACUUUGGUUACUCUUUCAAAACAAUGUCAACAUGAAGCAGCUUGUUGUAUUCCAUGCCUUACACAAAAUAUUUCUAAUGGUAUAACUGCAAAAGGUAUUCAUCGUUUUGAAUGCCCUAUGCCUACAUGUAAAGUGGUAUUUGAAUCUUCGGAAUAUUAUCGUUUACUCGAUGCUCGAUUAAUUGCUUUGGUAGAUAAACUUUUAUUAAAUCGAUUUCUUGAAUCAAAUGAAGAAUUUCGAUGGUGUAAAUCAAGAAAAGGAUGUGGAGCUGGACAACUUGUAUCAAAUUAUAAAGAUUUACUUGGAUAUUAUACAUGUUAUGCAUGUUAUCAACCAUUAUGUUUUCGACAUGCAAUUGAAUGGCAUACAGGUUAUACAUGUGAUGAAUUUGAUCGAGAACGUACUCUCAAUCCUGAUUUAGCAUCAGAUGUAACUGUUCUUGCUUUUACAAAACAAUGCCCAAAUCAAUCAUGUCGUACACCAAUUAUGAAAUUUGAAGGAUGUGAUGUAAUGACAUGUUGUCGAUAUGGAACACAUACAUGUAUUGAAUCAAAAGGUAAAUGUGAUCAUGGUGGACAAAAUUAUUGUGGACAAAAAUUUUGUUGGAAAUGUUUGGGAAAAAUUGAUAUUGAUAAAAAAACUGGAGCAUAUAUUAGACAUUGUAAUCAAAAUUGUGAAUAUGCUACACUUAAUAAUUAA